Messenger RNA from Laccaria bicolor S238N-H82, 786 nucleotides. RefSeq lists its product as uncharacterized. Bases 1 to 786 code for a protein of 261 amino acids. Gene Ontology annotation, molecular function: nucleic acid binding. The transcript is spliced from 3 exons. The record is from RefSeq and is a predicted model, not a curated record. NCBI's taxonomy places the organism in Eukaryota, Fungi, Basidiomycota, Agaricomycetes, Agaricales, Hydnangiaceae.
AUGGUCUUUUGGAAGAUCAGCUCAGAUAUGAAGGACUGUGCGCUUUGUCUUUGGGAACUUGGCUGGUCUCGAGAGGAUGUAUGCUCGACACUCUGCGUUUCCCAGGCAAGUCUAUAUCGCUGGGCAGCACUCUUCGAGGAAUUCAGCUCAACAACUGCACCACCACCACCUAUUCGAGGAUGCCCAAGAAUCAUUGGCAUGAUUGUGAUGAACACCAUCAGGGAUGUAUAUGCACAAAACUCUACUGUCUACCUUGACGAACUUCAGUGGCAUCUGGCGAUCUUCCAUGACAUCGCAAUCUCGACUUCGGCUCUUCAAGAAACCCUGGAGAGGGCAGGUCUCACACGGAAGGUUCUCCGCAAGAUUGCAAUUGAGAGGGACAAGCAAAAACAAGCAUACACUAAUGCGUUGUUAUGGGCGCGCACCUAUUGGGCAAGAUGCUAUCCUCACAACCCCUUUCAUUUGCGGCGACUGCUACUCUCCGUCGCCGCAAUGAGUAAAACUGGUUAUCUCGCAUCUCGUGUUGUUCCAGGGUCUUUACAUUCAUACGAGUUCUUUGAUUUUAUUGUCGAGGAAGUGGUCCCCGUCAUGAAGCCAUUUCCUGACAUGCACAGUGUCCUUAUCAUGGAUAACUGCCGCAUUCAUCACACCGACACUCUCCAGGAUGUUCUCAAUGACUUGCGUGUGUAUUCCAUAAUCACUGACCUUAUCUAUGACCCUUACUCGAUCGACAGAGAUUAUGCUGUUGUAUUUACCACCUUACUCACCAGACCUGAAUCCGAUUGA